AUGGCACCUAGAAAGAGAAACAAAGUCGACCUUGAGUACUUACGCUCUCUUGCGCAGCAAGAAAAAGAGCCUACUCUGCCGACAAAAGACGAUAUUAAAGCCACAAUGAUCCCCUCUAGUUACAAGCAAUAUGAGUACACUAUGGCUCUCUGGUCAGAUCGUCCCGGGGAGUUUAUCGAAUCAGGCUCCUGGAAACACAGUAACGAUGGGCUCCAAUACGGUGACAUAGAUCUCAUACGAUACCAGAAUGGCACGUAUGUAGGUUUUCUUCUUCAUCUGCGAUUGCGUAAUCGGAAGGGACACCGGAAUAACAAGAAACACUCGCCUGUCAUGCUUCUAUACGAGGAGGCUACUAUGCGUUCUAUGUGUCCAGUCACACAUUUCCUAGCGCUGGCACUAGCGGACGGAGUGUUUCAAGACUGUACCAGUCUUCAGGAAAUCGAAGCAAAGGAGCUUCCAGCAGGUAGCUCGAUGUACAAAUAUCGGUACAAGCCAGAGGCUGUCCUGAAGCCUAUCCUGAGGAGCAUAUGUAACAACGGCACAGUCUCAGAUGACAUCAUCCUUACUUACAAUUGUUUCAACAACAUGCUUAAGGGGAUCGGGCAACGUGCUGGCUAUGAAGAUAGGCUGAGUGCGUACUGCUUCCGUCGAGCAUAUGCUAGAGCAGUGGAGAGAACGGCAACUCCGGCUCAGCGAAGAUUGCUCAUGGGCCAUACCAACGAUGACACGGCCAUGUAUUACAUCUCUGGUAUGGUUGGGAUUGAUAGCCAAUCAAUGGUCCAUGGACGCGAGCAAAGAAAGCAGCUUAUUGAGGAAAACUAUUCCAUGAUGGCUAAAAGAAACCUUCUGACACCGAUGCCUCCUAAUUCUCAAUUGAUUGAUCGUUCUAACUCACUGAAAGCUCAAGAAGCCAAAAAAGAAGCUCCAACGGUGGCUUUAUUGGACCGCACUCCAAAGCAAGAGUAUGCUUUUCGAAGACAAUCGAGAUCAACCGCAUAUCGCAAACAACGUGAGGCCUUUUUCAAAGGCGAGAGCUUCGAUUCUCCGUAUGCAACAGCACCAACAGCUUCAACAGAACGAUCGAAGAAACCUUUACGUUCCCCAUCGCGAUAUCUGAAAGCAUUAUGGAAAUUCGAACCUGAACGGAAAGCUAUCUCAAAGAUGCUGUACCCUGGAUGCGAUGCACUAGUUGAAGAUGGAGUCAGCCUUGAUGAAGCCUCAAACGUCAAGCUCCCGCUUAAAGAUAUACUUAAGCCAAUGGUGGCUAUAGCAAAACCGGAAAAGAAGCGCUACAGUUACGCUUCUGCCUCACCGACUGAAGAUAAGCGUUGUAGCGUGUGUGAUCUCCAAUUCAACAACGACAACAAGAACGCUUUCGCUCUACACACACACAUGAGAAAGCACCUUGCACAACUAGAUGCCCCCCCAUCCACCUGUCCACAUCCACAUUGUCAAAGUAUAAUUAGGUCCAAGGAGAAGUUCUAG
This is a messenger RNA of Exserohilum turcica Et28A, 1485 nucleotides long. RefSeq lists its product as uncharacterized. Gene Ontology annotation, molecular function: DNA binding. NCBI's taxonomy places the organism in Eukaryota, Fungi, Ascomycota, Dothideomycetes, Pleosporales, Pleosporaceae. The record is from RefSeq and is a predicted model, not a curated record. Gene Ontology annotation, biological process: DNA recombination; DNA integration. The transcript is spliced from 5 exons. The coding region runs from base 1 to 1485 and encodes 494 amino acids.